CGGAAACGAUUUCGUCGUUAGAUGGCGUAAAGCCAUUAACUAUAUUAGAGUAACGACGAACUAUAAGAUAAAGAUUCUCCCACAAAUAAAGCAUGCAUAGAAUAUUUAAUAUCUUUGUACUUAGUUUGACCAUAUGUAUAUUAUCUGAUGCUCAUCAGAAAGCAGAUGUAGAAGAUAAUGAAUUUGCUGAAUUUGAAGAAUUUGAUGAUGAAGAUGAAGAAACAAGAGAAUCUAUCACAAAAUUAAAGCCAGAAGUAAAACCAUCAACUGUUAAUCUUCAAGAUGAUGAUGAUGAUGUGAAAAUAGAGGAAGAUGUUGAGGAAUAUGAUCAUUUUCAAGAUGAAGAAGAGUUUGAAGGAUUAGAUCAAGAUAAGCCACUUACUAAAUCGAAAGUUUCUGAGAAACCUGACCUUAAAAUAACAAAAGUGCCAAUACAUUUGAGAAGAAAUUGGGAAAGUUUUUAUUUGGAGUUUUUAAUGAUAGCAGGUCUUUUAGUCUACUUCAUUAAUUUUGUUGCUGGCAGAAACAAAAAUCAGAAACUUGCUAUGGCUUGGUUUAAUUCACAUAAGCAAAUAUUAGAAUCAAAUUUUGCUUUAGUGGGAGAUGAUGGAAAGAAAGAAAUUGAAAAUCCAGGUUUAGUAAAAGAAUCUGAAAAUGUUUAUACUCUAUGGUGCAGUGGAAGAGUGUGUGUAGAAGGGAUGUUAGUUGAAUUAAAGUUUUUAAAACGUCAAGAUUUAGUAAAUAUCAUGUCUAAUAUGUUCAGACCUGCUUCUGACCAAAUACAUAUCAAGGUACAAAUGAAUGUUGAUGCAAUGGAUACAUUUGUUUUUUGCAUAGCUCAUAAAAAAGUUGCUGCUCGUAUGGUUAAAGAGAUUAAUGACUUGAGUACUUAUUGUCCAGAGAGAAAAACGGCUGAAAAAUAUGGGCUUUCUUCUAAUUUUACUAUAAUGAGUGAGAUUGGAGAAGCUACAAGUGCCAUUUUAGAUAAUAAGUUAUUAUCAGUCUUAACAAAAUAUGAAGAUUAUAUUGAAUAUAUUCAUUUCUCAGAUCAAUACUCUGGUCCAAAACAACAAGAAGAAUCCCAGCCAACUAAAUUGCCAGAAGUGAAGAAAGUUCUUCUGUUUGGAUUUAAUGUACCAGGCAAUAGUCAUGUAACUGUAGAUGUCAUGGAAGAAACAAAGCCAUUAUUGCAAUUAGUAUUUUAUUGUAUUGAAAAAAUACGAAGAUUUCACUUGAGUAAAGAGGCCAAAGCCAAGGCAGAGAAAAAUCGUCAGAAAGUAGAAGAGGCGUUCCUCAAAACCACUCAUGCCCAACGACAAGAAGCAGCUCAGCUUCGCAGAGAGGAGAAACGCAGAGCUGAGAAGGAACGUAUGAUGAAUGAGGAAGAUCCUGAAAAACAAAGAAAAUGGGAAGAACGGGAACACCGCCGUGAGUUGAAGAAGAGAGCACCCAGAAUGAAGCAAUUGAAAGUGAAAACACUUUAAUAUCUCAAGAAAAAAUGUAAUUAAGCAUACUUAAUUGGUGAUUAUAAAAAUUUUUUACUCUUAAUCAUUAUUGUCACUUAUGUUUGCAAAUGAUCAAAUAUGCAUUCUACGAUUUCUCCUUCAAUGCUUUUCGAUAUCUUUCUACCUCAACGUUCUCCCAAUGAGUUUGCUUUAAUGGUUUAAAAAACCUGUAAAUAAAAAAGUGUUUUGAGGAUAGACUAUGCAAAAAUAUUAAAAUAGGAAUUGCUCUAUUAACUUAUAUAAAUAUAUUUAUUAUUUUACUUGUUCAAAAUUUGGUUAAUGCCAUUUCUAACUACAGAACAUAAAGCUAUGUGCCUAAUUAAAUAUUCAGAAAACUUAACUUAUCAAUAGGAAAAGAAGACUUAAAUUAAUUUGUUUUUAGCAAUUUUUUUAUUUCAUUUAACAUUUUUCUAUGUGACAAUAUGAAAAAAUUACAGAAAUAAAUUGUUGAUAUUUUGUAAAAUAUUUUAUAUAUGUUUUGCAUUGUUAUUAAUUUAUAAAAUUACUGGUUUUAACAAUAAUGAGAACUGAAAUUAAAGAAUUUGUUUUGAAAGAUGGAAAUAUGUAGCUUUUACUGUAACAACAUAGUAGAUUACUCCAAAUGUGGCAAAUGGAACGUUUAAGUUUUGGUUACAAUUUUCACUUUUCAAAAGAAUAACUCUUAUCUUUAUUCUCUUUUUUUGUUUUAUAAAUUUGGGACGAAUCAAUAAGAAUAUCACUUGACAUUUGAAAUAGUAUUCUUAGUGUUGCAUUCUUGUGGAUUCGCUCCAUAUAUUGAUUAAUGAACAAUAGAUAAAGUCAAUAACUCUGUAAAUAAUUAAUGGAAAUAAAUAUGUCUACUUCA
Molecule: messenger RNA, 2349 nt
Organism: Centruroides sculpturatus (bark scorpion)
Lineage: Eukaryota; Metazoa; Arthropoda; Arachnida; Scorpiones; Buthidae
Product: coiled-coil domain-containing protein 47-like
Exons: 12
Coding region: 93-1484 (463 amino acids)
Biological process (GO): endoplasmic reticulum calcium ion homeostasis
Cellular component (GO): endoplasmic reticulum
Molecular function (GO): calcium ion binding
Source: RefSeq, a predicted model, not a curated record